UGUACAUGCUCUGCUGCGCAGGACAGGAAGAAUACUAGUUGGUGUAGCCGCGUUUUUAAAUCGAUCAACUGAAAAGUAUGGCUUUUUCACAGAUCACCUUUGAAGUUAUUCUGAUCAUCGUUCUUAUUGGAGACAACUCUGUUGAAGGUGUAGCAACUGCAGCUAUUGAGUGUAUGACUGGUGUUUAUUCUGGACAAAGUACACAAUUGGAAUGCAAAUUAACAGGCAAAAUAGAGAGCGGAAUGACGUGGACACGACCAAAUAAUGGCUCGGCAGAACAGAUAGCACUGUGCAAUGGUGAUAAUAAUCGAUGUCUACCAGCUAAACGUGGGUAUAUGUUUGCUCCUAACUCGUCUACACAGACUAUGACACCACUAUGACUAUACAAUCAUUCACUCCUGACAUAGAUGCUGGGGAAUGGAUGUGUCGUUAUGGAAUAACAGGUUUCGGCGAGUCCAGAUGCAACAAGACUACCUUUUUUCAUCUAACCAACGUUACCAUGACAACCAGACCACCCUCGAUUGAGGCAGGUGUCUCCACUGAGCUACAGUGUAAGACUAACCCAACCUACCCAGUGGCUAUCAUCGCCUGGACUCUAAACAACAAAACAAUAUCAACAGGAAUUAACAGCUCGACUGUGACUGUACCUGGCAGUGGGGUUACCACUACAAGUAAUUUAACCAGAAGCUAUACCACUGAAGAAGAUGGACAGGAGUUAAUGUGUUCAGCCACCAAUGGAGAGGCGACUGUGGGAUCUUCAGCAUUGAAACUUAGCAUCACUGAUGAUCCAGAACGUAUAUCUGCCUUGAGUGCAGGUGCUAUAUCGGGAAUUGUGAUCGCUAUUGUUCUGGCUCUUGCUAUUCCUACUGCGUGGAUACUUUAUAAGAGUAAUUAG
Molecule: messenger RNA, 895 nt
Organism: Gigantopelta aegis
Lineage: Eukaryota; Metazoa; Mollusca; Gastropoda; Neomphalida; Peltospiridae
Exons: 5
Coding region: 377-895 (172 amino acids)
Source: RefSeq, a predicted model, not a curated record